Trypanosoma cruzi is the source of this 756-nucleotide messenger RNA. RefSeq lists its product as uncharacterized. The transcript has a single exon. The record is from RefSeq and is a predicted model, not a curated record. Lineage: Eukaryota; Euglenozoa; Kinetoplastea; Trypanosomatida; Trypanosomatidae. The coding region runs from base 1 to 756 and encodes 251 amino acids.
AUGCAUACGUUCUACACCAUCCGCUACCCACCGCCAAACUCCCAGAAAGGGGGAGAAGACAGCCAACCGAUUCGAGUUACCAACAAGGCAAUGGAGUCGCUGCUUUUUUGCAUUGUGCAUUCGAUCGAGUUUCAGAGUCCCCUGCAGCCAUCAAGGCCUCAACUGGGGUCCUCGAUAGGCUCCUCCGGUAAGGAUUCCAUCACGGACGAUGAGGCGUAUGUGCGUCCGGUGGAGAACUCGAGCAUGCUGUUGGGGAAUGUGACGUAUGUGUCGCGCUCAAAGCACAAACCGAGUGUUCUUGCCUCGCUGCACACGGCUGUUGAGGCUGCUCGUGCCAUUCAAAUUCCCGAUAAGAGCAGUCAGGUGCCCUUUGAGCUACGGGUGCGGCUUCUGCGUCGGCACCGCGGUUGGCUGUGGCACGACUCACGACCGCUUGUGGAAUGGGUGUUUCGUAUGGCCAAAACAAGAGAGGAGUUCAGUUUUUCAACCACACAUGGCGAUGCAAAUGAGCGGCCGCGUCCCCGCACGUCCCCACGUGCAACGAAUGCCCACGCGAAUGUGGUACGCGCUACAGGAGGAGGUGGUGCUCACAGCCGUUCUCGUGAAGAGGGGCUUGUGUGUUCGAACGAUCCGGAGCAGAUUCGCCAAGUUCUGCAGUUUAUUCUGAAGCACAGUUACGAUGCCAUCGACCUGAACACCUACGCCGACUUCAGGUCCGGGGAGUUGAUCUUCGAUGUUUCUGUGCAGGAGGUCUAG